This is a messenger RNA of Cottoperca gobio, 4040 nucleotides long. RefSeq names its product serine/threonine kinase 11 (gene stk11). The transcript has 11 exons. Gene Ontology annotation, molecular function: protein kinase activator activity; ATP binding; protein serine/threonine kinase activity. Gene Ontology annotation, biological process: glucose homeostasis; protein phosphorylation; intracellular signal transduction. The record is from RefSeq and is a predicted model, not a curated record. Lineage: Eukaryota; Metazoa; Chordata; Actinopteri; Perciformes; Bovichtidae. The coding region runs from base 895 to 2202 and encodes 435 amino acids. Gene Ontology annotation, cellular component: cytoplasm.
UGUGUGGGAGGAAGAAACUUUGAUUUGACGCAUUAACGUACAGGCUGUCAGUGCGAGUCGGGGGGAGGUAAACAAGAUGGCGACAACCUGAGUAGCAAGAGUAACACGAAGAGUCAGAAAAUUUAACUGAUAUACCCAAGUGAAACAUUUGCUUCACCCAGAACGGACAAACAGAGGCAAAAUAAAACCUGCGACGCCAACAAGAUUCAUAUGGAACUAGGCACCAGGCAGUAGGAACCGUGGAGGCAUGGAGGACACCUGAGGACGGUUGGAUUCAUUGGAUGGCUCAGUCGACCUCCAGGAGCCGGACUGAUACCAGAGAUUGGGUUGAUACUGCUGCAUGAGUUUGGCUGCAGAUCUGUUCUUGGAUCCAGUCCAGCUGUGCACACUUAUGUACCCUGAGGAAACCUAUGCCAUGAAGCAUGGACCUUUGACAGAAAUGCUGUGCUGCAUGGCCUUGAAGCAGGACUGUUUUCCCUUACCUAAGGCUAUAUGGUAAUAAAUUAAUAUAGAGGUGACUUAGAGUUAAACAGAUUUUUCCUCAUUUCUGUUCAACUGCACAUGUCACAUAUGUAGUACAAAAUGCACAGUACAAAGCACUAACUUAGUACUGGACCCAACAGGUUCUUCACCUCUGUUCGCACCUCUUGAGAGAAUAGAGCCCUCAUGUUUACAAAUUGGGAUUGAUCCCCCCACCUCCUCCCUCACCUCUCAGGCCUAUUCUCUCUCCCAUAUUCAGUAUUUUGUAGUUUAUCUGUAUUCCAUUUUUUGGGAUUAAAACAUUCAGCUCAGUGCUGAAAGGUUACCAGUGGAUUUAGUCUCUCACAGCAAUCAUAGCUAUUUGCAAACGUUUUUGCACAGGAGGCUUAAGUAGUCACUGCCGAACUGUCAGUCAUGAGUACCGGCGAGCUGCAUCAUCUUGACUAUCUAAAUGACAAUGAACUGAUGGAGAUGGAUACUUUCAUUCACCGCAUUGACUCUACUGAGGUGAUCUACCAGCCACGAAGGAAGAGGGCAAAGCUGAUAGGAAAGUACUUGAUGGGGGAUCUGCUAGGGGAGGGAUCUUAUGGCAAAGUGAAAGAGAUGCUGGACUCAGAGACACUUUGUCGCAGGGCUGUCAAAAUACUGAAGAAGAAGAAGCUGAGGAGGAUUCCCAACGGAGAAGCCAAUGUGAAAAAGGAGAUUCAGCUGCUAAGAAGACUCCAACACAAGAAUGUGAUUCAAUUGGUGGAUGUGCUCUACAAUGAAGAGAAGCAGAAAAUGUAUAUGGUGAUGGAGUAUUGCGUUUGUGGGAUGCAAGAAAUGCUGGACAGUGUCCCAGAAAAAAGAUUUCCAGUAUUUCAAGCUCACGGGUACUUUUGCCAACUCUUAGAUGGCCUUGAAUAUUUGCACAGCCAGGGAAUAGUUCACAAAGACAUUAAACCAGGGAAUCUGCUACUGACCACAGACGGUGCACUUAAAAUCUCCGACCUGGGCGUAGCAGAGGCCCUUCACCCAUUUGCAGAGGAUGACACAUGUCGCACCAGUCAGGGCUCUCCGGCCUUCCAGCCUCCAGAGAUUGCCAACGGACUGGACACCUUUUCAGGGUUUAAAGUGGACAUUUGGUCUGCUGGAGUAACACUAUACAACAUUACAACGAGUCUGUAUCCGUUUGAGGGGGACAACAUCUAUAAGCUAUUUGAGAAUAUUGGAAAAGGAGACUACACUGUUCCCGAGGAGUGUGGACCUCUCCUGUCGGACCUGCUGCAAGGAAUGCUUGAGUACGACCCUGCAAAGAGGUUUUCCAUACAGAACAUAAGGCAACACAACUGGGUGCGUAAGAAACAUCCUCCGUCUGAGCCCCCUGUGCCCAUCCCUGCCAACGCAGAGAGCAGGGAUCCUUGGCGGAGUAUGACUGUCGUGCCCUACCUGGAGGAUCUGCACGGCUACACAGAGGAGGACGAUGACGAGCUCUACGAUGAAGAUGAGAUCAUAUACACUCAGGACUUCACAGUGCCAGGACAAGUGGGCGAAGAAGAUUUGGACGAGGGGCACGCAGACCACAGCUCAGCCAAGCCAGUUUGUGUGAACGGGACAGAGGGGGGGUCUCUGAACAGCAAGGCCAAAGCCGAACGCCGAUCCUCCUCUUCAUCCAACCCCUCACGUAAAGGAGUCUCCACAGCCAGCAAGAUCCGCAAGCUCUCCACCUGCAAACAGCAAUGAAAACCCGCCUCUUUCUCCCUCGGCAACAACCCACCUGGUUGAUCUGUCCCCGUCCUUCUGUGUCCGGAGUCCUCACAGGUGUGAGAGAAACCUGCUGACGUUAAUGCCCCCAUACCUCCUUGGACCACUGGCCUGCAGAGCCUUUUGAAGAUGCGGUAUGAGUGACGGGGAGGAGGAGGACAGCAUGAAAUGUUCUUUUUGCUCUGAGACUGAGGCACUGGCUGUGAAGAUGAUGGUUUUUUUUCUCCCAUAUUUUGGCUCCUUUCAACUAUUGUCAUCUGGUAAUUUCCCCUCUCCACCCUGACAUCCUCUGAGGAGGGCCCAGUGUUGCACCGGACGUUACAAACACCAUCACCCCUGUACCCCGCCCAUCCACCCCCUCUACCCCACCUUCUGUUUCUUUGACUACGUUUGUUUUUACAGAACCCUAAUGGCAGUUUUUAAGACACAUUGUGAUGUGUAAAGAAAAAAUUAAAGCGGAAAAAAAAAAGAUAACAAAAGUUAUGAAUAAUUCUAUAUUUAAAUCUAUAAUGAGAAUAAUUAUGAUAGUACUCUCCUACUACCAACAUAAAAAAAACUGCAUGCUGUACAGAGCUGGAAGAAAGGGAAAGUGCUUGGUUUGUUGACAGACUGAUGCGUUGAGAUCCACUGCUGACCUGUUGGGGAUUUUUGAUUUCCAUUUAGGUUUCUUUUCCUUUUUCCAAUGAAUAUUUUUUAAUUAUUAUUUAUAUAAAAUAUGUCCCAAACAGGCUAUUUUGUUGGAUGAUCCUUUCUGUUUAAUUUUGAGAUGAGUAUAUUUUUAAUGCAAUACACCUCAGUGGUUUAUGUCCUUUUUUUGUGGUUAGUAUUACAUUAACUGUCGUUUAAAAGGUUUCACUUUGAUAGAAAUACUACAGACUAAAACUCUGAGUUUGUCGUCGGAUCCUAAAAUAUCAAGAGCCGAUGCCGCUCGGCUGCAGGUGGUGUGUGCCAUCACCCAGCCGCCUGUUUUCUAGCGAUGCUCUUUGUUGCACCGAUCACAUCGGCGGAAGCCCUGCCCCCCUCUUCCGCAGCCUAUCGUCAGCCCCUCGCUGGGAAUAGAUCAGAGAGCAGGUGAGUCACAACUUUGAGGGAGGGAGGGAGAGAGCAGCGCUUCCCACGUCAGCAAGGUCGACAGAGAGAUUAUCGGUUUAACAAGACGCACCAGGAAGGAUGAAGAGAUGUCUCACGUUACUGGAUUUUUCAGUGGUAUUAUUAGUACAUCAGGAGACUUUCUGUUUUCAUGGUGAUGAUUCUGCCGUCAUGACAGUUUCACUCAACUUACAUGAAUCACAUUACAACAGCAUACAAUCACAGGUUGGAGUCACUUUUUUCCACUUUUUUGUUUUAUUCAGAAAAAUGUUCAGUCCAAAAUGAAUAUGUGCCUCAGUUGGUCCCACAAAGUCGAGCCUAUUCAAUGCUGCGAGACAUUUGAAUUUUCUGCACUACUUGUUUUACAAUAAAGCAGAUGGUUGACCGCAAAUGAGGACAAAGACAUGAGUUUCAUAACAUACAUGUCCUUAAGCUCAAACCCAUGUCUGUGUGAAAGGAAAAGAGGGACAAGCUGUACUUAGCAUCGCAGUUUCCUAAGUGACACAUUUUACCAUGCAGCAAGUCCUAAUGUUGAAGAGAUGCAAUGUGACAUGAAUGCAGAAAGAAUCAUUACAUUUUACAUCCAUACUGGCAGAGGGAGAGGGAAAAGAAAGCUGUACAGCCUGUGAUUAAGAUGUCAAGAGAAUAUCUGCAGAGUAUUACUGAAAGGAUAGGGCUGCCAGUAUUCUAUAUUUUUCUUAAUGUCAAUAAAUAAACAUAACCAAGAA